This is a messenger RNA of Ramularia collo-cygni, 2772 nucleotides long. Its product is annotated as probable 26S proteasome regulatory subunit RPN1. NCBI's taxonomy places the organism in Eukaryota, Fungi, Ascomycota, Dothideomycetes, Mycosphaerellales, Mycosphaerellaceae. Gene Ontology annotation, biological process: regulation of protein catabolic process; proteasome-mediated ubiquitin-dependent protein catabolic process. Gene Ontology annotation, molecular function: enzyme regulator activity. The transcript has 2 exons. The record is from RefSeq and is a predicted model, not a curated record. Gene Ontology annotation, cellular component: proteasome complex; proteasome storage granule; nucleus. The coding region runs from base 1 to 2772 and encodes 923 amino acids.
AUGGCGAAGGAGGAGKAGAAGCCCAAGGCGGGCGAGAAGGUGGCAGACAAGGGCAAAGGCAAAGCAGAGGAUUCCAAGCAACAACAAAGCAAUGGAGCCAAUGGCGGCGCAAAAGAUGCCUCCAAGAAAGGCGAUCUUGAUUUGGCGCCUGAGGAGCUCAGCGAGGAGGACCAGAAGUUGAAGGACGAGUUGGACAUGCUGGUCGAGCGAUUAACCGAGUCGGAUGCAUCGCUGUACAAGGCGGCGCUUGAGGCGAUCAAGACCAGCAUCAAGACAUCAACCAGCUCCAUGACGGCUGUGCCCAAACCGCUCAAGUUCCUGCGACCACACUAUGAUAAGCUGUGUGCCGCGUACGACAGCUGGCCCAAGGGCAGUGAAAAGGACUCCCUCGCCGACACACUCUCCGUGCUGGGAAUGACAUACUCCGAUGAUGAAGACCGCCGAGAUACCCUCAAGUAUCGUCUCCUAGCUCCGGGCACUGACAUUGGCUCGUGGGGUCACGAAUACAUGCGUCACUUGGCCCUGGAGAUUGGGCAGGAGUAUCAGAAGCGGCUGGACGACGAACAAGAGGUCGAGGACAUCACCAAGCUUGUCCUCACCCUUGUUCCCUUCUUCCUCUCCCACAACGCUGAUGCUGAUGCUGUCGACAUCCUCUCCGAGCUGGAGAUGAUCGAGUCGAUCAAGGACUACCUUGAUGAAAAUACCUACCAGCGCGUGUGUCUGUACAUGGUCACCAUGGUUCCGCUUCUCACAUACCCUGACAACGACCGCUUCCUCCGCACCGCCCACGACAUUUACGUGAAGUUCAAGCAGCUCACUCAGGCCAUCUCACUCGCCAUCCGCCUUAACGACAUGGAGUUGAUCAAGUCAGACUUCAAUGCCGCUGAGAGUAAGGCUCUCAAGUGUCAACUUGCCCUCCUCCUCGCUCGACAGCGGAUCUGCUUCGAACUCGAGGGCGAUGAUGCCGACGACGCGGACAUGCAGGACUGCCUCUACAAUACCAGAUUACCAGAGCACUACAAGUCGCUUGCCAAGGAAUUGAACGUACUGGAUCCCAAGGUUCCCGAGGAUAUUUACAAGUCACAUCUCGAAUCCAGCCGCACCGCAGGCCUCACCAACACCGACUCGGCACGCCACAACCUCGCGUCUGCAUUCGUCAACUCGUUCGUCAACGCCGGAUUUGGAGAUGACAAGCUCAUGCUUGUCGAGGGAGGUGUCAAGCAGAGUUGGAUCUGGAAGGUCAAAGAGGAGGGUAUGGUCUCGACAGCUGCCUCGGCCGGUAUGCUCAUGUUAUGGGAUGUCGAGAUGGGUUUGGACAAGAUUGAUGCCUACACAUAUGUGCCAGAGGAUCAGAUCAAGGCCGGUGCCGCUCUGGCCAUGGGGAUCAUGAACUCAGGCGUGCGUCUGGAUAGUGACCCGACGCUCGCCUUGUUGGGUGAUUUCGAGGGCAAGUCGGUUGGCGAGCGCGUGGCAAGAAUCAUGGGUCUUGGUCUGGCAUACGCGGGUUCAAACAAGGAGGACUUGCUCGAGCUCUUGCUUCCAAUCGUCUCGGACACGGGUCUUGACAUGCAGCUUUCUGCUGUGGCGGCACUGUCUCUCGGUCUCAUUUUUGUUGGGUCCGCGCAAUCCGAUGUCAGCGAGGCCAUCAUACAAACCUUCCUCGAUGAGGACCGGAACAAGCAGCUCAAAGACAAAUGGACGCGUUUCAUGACUCUUGGUCUGGCCUUGCUCUUCUUCGGCCAGCAAGAAGAAGUUGAUGUCGUCCUGGAGACCCUCAAAGCUAUUGAUCAUCCAAUGUCCAAGCCUGCUUCGAUUCUUGCGGAGAUUUGCGCCUGGGCAGGUACUGGAGCUGUUCUCAAGCUGCRGCAGCUUCUCCACGUCUGCAACGAGCAUAUUGAGGAGAAGGAGGACAAGAAGAAGGAUGACGAGGAUGAAGAGAAGAAAGAGGACGAGGAGCCAGUUGAUGUUGCCGGCGAGCAGCUCGUCCAGGCAUAUGCGGUUCUCGGUCUCAGUCUCGUCGCAAUGGGUGAGGAGGUCGGACAGGAGAUGGUACUUCGUCAAUUCGGUCACCUGAUGCACUACGGGGAAGCCAACAUCCGCAAAGCUGUUCCUCUCGCAAUGGGUCUCAUCUCACCCUCCAACCCUCAGAUGAAGGUCUACGACACCCUGUCACGCUACUCCCACGACACCGACACGGAUGUCGCUGUCAAUUCUAUCUUCGCCAUGGGAAUGCUCGGCGCUGGAACCAACAACGCUCGUAUUGCCCAGCUCCUCCGUCAACUAGCAUCCUACUACCACCGUGACCCCAACGCGCUGUUCAUGGUCCGCAUCGCUCAAGGUUUGCUACAUAUGGGCAAGGGCACUCUCACCAUCAACCCAUUUCACACGGAUCGCUCCGUACUUUCAAAGGUUGCUGCGGCAGGUCUCCUGACCGUCGCACUGAGUCUGAUCGACGACCCGAAGUCCUUCAUUCUUGGCGACAACCACUACCUCCUCUACUACCUCGUCACCGCCAUGCAUCCGCGCUUUUUGAUCACAUUGGAUGAGCUGCUUCAGCCGGUCCAGGUCAAUGUGAGAGUUGGACAGGCCGUGGAUGUUGUCGGACAAGCGGGGAGACCUAAGACGAUCACGGGGUGGCAGACGCAGAGCACCCCUGUCUUGCUCGGGUAUGGAGAGCGAGCAGAGUUGGAAGAUGAGGAGUGGAUCUGCUUGUCAAGCGUCAUGGAGGGCGUCUGCAUAUUGAAGAAGAACCCCGACUGGCAAGCUCCGUAA